UAGGUUAGAAGGGACAGUCUGGCCACGCCUAACUAAGUCUUGGUACAUGGUAGAGCUAGAGCUAGACGUACGUACGUACCUAGACCUAGAGAAAGCUAGCUAUUCCUGAUUUAUCCUUGCUGCUCGCCAUGUCUGGAGUCACACGCAAAGGUCCUGAUCGCCCUGCCAAGGAGGAAGUGGCGGGUUCCGCUGAAGCAGCGCCACUCUACACUAGCUCAGGCAUGAACAUGGAGGGAAAGUGGCCGAAAAUCGUCAUGAUAGUUCUGUGCAUCAUCCUGGCCCUCAUGUUCAUUCUUGCCUUCUCCUUCUGUGUGUAUGGUAGUGUGCAGCACAAUCAACCGCGAUACAUUCUCCUCAUUAUCAAUAUUGUUCUGAGCACUUCUGUAACAGGUCUACUGAUAUUCUGGUAUUACCGAGGAACGCUCAAGUCCAUGAUGCUCUGGUAUGUAUUUGUCCAAUGUCUGUUCCUCUUGUUCCAGUUUAUAACAACCGACUUCUUUGCUUGGUACGAGGCUAGUACCGCCCCCACACCUAUACCGUUGCCAUGGGGACCCAUCACUAACUGUACGGCAUACCCCGGCCGUGGUGGAUGUUCUAAUGUAACGAACACAACCAAACCACCACUGUAUGGACCAGCAUUUGAAGAAAAGUGGCUUGUAUUCUAAUUAUGUAGCGGUAGCUCUGUUCGUGUGUUAUAAACUUUUCUUGCACUUGUACAAAAUUAGUUGUCUUAUUGUUAGAGUUAUAGUUGAUGCAGUUGUGACUUACAAUACCAGCAAAAAAUUUUUUUUUAUUUUGUGUGCUAAUUAAUUUUCCUGCACUUGUACAUGUCGAUCUUGUGCGGUUUAUUGCAAUGAAAAUUAUAUAAAAUUAA
Molecule: messenger RNA, 874 nt
Organism: Halichondria panicea
Lineage: Eukaryota; Metazoa; Porifera; Demospongiae; Suberitida; Halichondriidae
Exons: 4
Coding region: 129-665 (178 amino acids)
Source: RefSeq, a predicted model, not a curated record